GUGCGUUUAUAUACAGUGUAUAAAAUAUUAAUAGUAUAUAUAUACAUGUAUGAAUUUUUCUGAAUUUAUACCCUGGAAACUAUACAUGACAGUAUUAGAUAUGACUAAGUACUAGUAUAAUAUGGCAGAGGGACUUAAUGAAAGGAAUUUCUUUGAAGAGAACAACCAGUUGCUAUCAUGGCAGCUCAAAGGAUUGCAGUGGUAACAGGGGGCAACAAAGGUAUUGGGUUUGGUAUAAUGAAAGAACUCUGUGCCAAGUUCAAUGGUAUAGUUUAUCUAACAGCUCGUGAUGAAGGAAGAGGUCGUGCUGCCAUUGAGGAGUUGAAGAAGUUGGGACUGUCUGCUCACUUUCAUCAGCUUGAUAUUGACAAUGCAGAGAGUAUUGCUGCUUUUGCUGAUUACAUCAAGAAAACUUAUGGUGGCUUUGAUGUGCUUGUCAACAAUGCAGCUAUGGCUUACAAACAUGCAGCUACAGAACCCUUCGGCGAGCAAGCUGAGAAUACCAUAAGAGUGAACUACUUUGGUACUUUAGCAGUUUGCCAUGCUCUCUUUCCUCUGCUAAAACCUCAUGCUAGAGUUGCCACAGUAUCUAGCUCCUGUGGUCAUCUUUCAAAAAUUGAUGGAAAUGAACCUCAAGCUGCUGCACUUAGAGAAAAGUUUGCAUCAUCCACUUUAACAGAAGAGCAACUUGGUGAACUUAUGAAUGAGUUUGUUGUAAAAGCUAAAGAUGGAACUUGGAAAGAAUCUGGAUGGCCUAACAGCACCUAUGUUGUCAGCAAGAUAGGAGUCUCAGCUCUCACACGUAUUCAGCAACGAGCCUUUGAUGCUGACCCUCGUCCUGAUAUGGUGGUGAACAACUGUCAUCCUGGAUAUGUAGAUACAGAUAUGACUUCCCAUAAGGGUCCUCUUACUAUUGAGCAAGGUGCUGUGUGCCCAUCUUAUUUGGCUCUUCUGCCUCCUGAUAUCAAGGAACCCCGGGGAGCCUAUUUGUGGUACGACAAGCAAAUUGUUGAUUGGGUUAAUGGACCAACGCCAACUGCUGUGUAAGAUAGAAUAUUGGGCCACAUGGUGUAUAUGGAAAAGCUACUACUAAGAAAUAUUCAGGUAAAUCUAGCAUAAAUUAUAAAAAGCAAAUGAGAAUUUAUACUUACAACAGGCCUGAGUUUUGUAUUACUCUUAGUACCAAAUCUUUGAGCACUUGACAUUGUUACUGCAGAGACCAAGAAGUAGUGCUGCCUUCAACUUAUAUAUAUUAUUGUAACUAUGUUACUGAUUGUCACACACUGUAAGGCUCUCUUAGAAAUGUCUUCUUUAUUUCUAGCUAUAUAUAAAGACAUAAAUUAUUUUACAGUUUGUUCAUUAGAUCACCUGUAGUGGUAAAAAAAAGAUGUGAUUGACUCCUAUAAGAAUAUCAUGUGAUAGAUUUGUUUAUAAGCUGUAUAUUACCAUACAUGUUUUUUCAUUGGUCUUCCAAGAAAAUUAAUUUAACAAUGCACCUUUAUCUACAAUUUUGCUCUUUUGUUGUUUCUUAGGACCUUAUGUGACUGCACUGCAAUAAAAAUAUAUGGGCAUUAAUAA
Molecule: messenger RNA, 1578 nt
Organism: Cherax quadricarinatus
Lineage: Eukaryota; Metazoa; Arthropoda; Malacostraca; Decapoda; Parastacidae
Source: RefSeq, a predicted model, not a curated record